Messenger RNA from Solanum dulcamara, 917 nucleotides. Its product is annotated as ribonuclease 1-like. Gene Ontology annotation, molecular function: RNA binding; ribonuclease T2 activity. The record is from RefSeq and is a predicted model, not a curated record. NCBI's taxonomy places the organism in Eukaryota, Viridiplantae, Streptophyta, Magnoliopsida, Solanales, Solanaceae. Bases 1 to 714 code for a protein of 237 amino acids. Gene Ontology annotation, biological process: RNA catabolic process. Gene Ontology annotation, cellular component: extracellular region. The transcript has 4 exons.
AUGGGAUACUUCUACCGCCCUAUGCUGAUCAAGCUUAUUAUAGUAAAAUGUUAUGUUUGUUCUCAGUGGCCACCAGCACUAUGUGAUCAAAAGCGAAGUUGUUGCUAUCCAACUACUGGAAAGCCAACACUUGACUUUGGCAUUCGUGGACUUUGGCCAAAUUACGACAAUGGCUCCUAUGCAUCAAGUUGUGAUAACACAAACCUCUAUGAUGAAACAGAGAUCGAAGACCUGAUAAGUAGCAUGCAAGAGAACUGGCCAACGCUAGCCUGUCCAAGAAAUAACGGAACAAAAUUCUCGUCACACGAAUGGGACAAACAUGGCACCUGUUCCCUUUCUACUCUUGAUGAGCAUUCUUACUUCAAAGCAGCUCUGACCAUCAAGGAGAAGGUGAAUCUUCUUUCUGUUCUGAAGGAUGCAGGAAUCGAGCCAGGAGGCUUUUACAGCUUGGAAGCGAUCAAGGAAGCUAUUAAAGAUGGAACUGGACAUGAAGCACCAAUAGAAUGCAAUAAGGAUGCACUUGGUAACUACCAACUGUACCAGGUUUAUCUUUGUGUUGAUAAGUAUGGUACAGACCUCAUCUAUUGUCCAAUACUCCCCCGAAGGAAAUGCGAUGAAACUAUUGAGUUUGCAACCUUUGGUCCAGAAUCCUUCGUCGAGGAGGGAUCUUUCUUCACUCUUUCUCUAGAGAGUGACCAAUCUUCAACCUACUAGGCCUUUUCUUUCCCAUGGCGCAUUGUGCCUUCUUAUGAAAUAAGUUUUUCCUACUCAGGGAAUUUCCAUGCAUUUCCAUUGAAGUUAAGAGAAAUCUAGCAGAAGCAACUUUGUGCAACUUAUUUUGUUAUAUUAUCUUCUUGUAAUUGAAGUCCCAGUUAUUCACUCCAUUGAUCAAGCAGAAAAUUGGGUUGGCUCUCUUU